AUGAAGAAGUUUCGAAAGGUACUGGACGGCCUGUCAUCCUCCUCCCCGGGGGGUGUCGCGUCCCCGUCGUGCGGCAGUGCAGCUGGUACUCCGACCGCUCAUGCGCCCACUCCCCAGGAUAUCCAUGUCCAGGAGACGCUAGUCUCGGAAAACUUUCAGAUAUGCAAGACGGUGCGCCAUGGCUUCCCGUACCAGCCCACCUGCCUGGCCUUCGAUCCUGUCCAGAAGAUCCUGGCCAUCGGCUCCAGAACAGGAGGCAUACGGAUCCUGGGACGGCCUGGUGUGGACUGCUAUAGCCAGCAUGAAAGUGGAGCCGCUGUCCUCCAGCUACAGUUCCUCAUCAACGAGGGGGCGCUGGUUACGGCAUGUGCAGACGACACGCUACAUCUGUGGAACCUUCGCCAGAGACGCCCAGCCAUCCUGCACUCGCUUAAAUUCAACAGGGAGAGGAUCACUUUUUGCCACCUCCCCUUCCAGAGUAAAUGGCUGUACGUGGGCACAGAGCGUGGCAAUACACACAUCGUCAACAUCGAGUCCUUCGUUCUGUCUGGAUACGUCAUCAUGUGGAACAAGGCCAUAGAAUUAGCAACUAAAGCACAUCCAGGGCCCGUGGUCCAUCUGAGUGACAGCCCGAAGGAUGAAGGCAAGUUGCUGAUAGGGUUUGAGAGUGGAACAGUAGUCCAGUGGGACCUCCGAGCCAAGAAGGUUGACUUCAGAAUCUACUACGAUGAGGCUAUCCAUUCUGUUAGCUGGCAUCAUGAGGGGAAGCAGUUCAUGUGCAGCCACUCAGAUGGCAGCCUGACUAUGUGGAACCUGAGAAACACAGCCAGGCCCAUUCAGAUCACCUACCCUCACGGGAAGAUACUGAAGGACGGGAGGAAAGAGUCGUGUAAGCCCAUCCUCAAGGUGGAAUACAAGACCUCCAGGAACAGUGAGCCCUAUGUCAUUUUCUCUGGGGGUCUGUCAUAUGACAAGUCCGGUGGAAGGAGGCCCACCCUGACCAUCAUGCACGGCAAGGCCAUCACGGUGCUGGAGAUGGACCACCCUAUUGUAGAGUUCCUAGUACUCUGUGACACCCCAUACUCCAACGAGGUCCAGGAUCCUUAUGCAGUGGUUGUGCUUUUAGAAAAGGACUUCAUCGUGGUGGAUCUGACACAGAGCAACUUCCCCAUCUUUGAGAACCCCUACCCAAUGGACAUCCACGAGUCUCCUGUCACCUGUACGGCUUACUUCGCUGAAUGCCCUCCUGACAUCAUCCCCAUCCUCUACUCCAUAGGGGCCAAGCAGAAGAAGACUGGCUACAGCCACAAGGAGUGGCCAGUGAGCGGUGGCACAUGGACACUAGGCUCACAGACCUACCCAGAGAUCAUCGUCACAGGACACGCAGACGGAACCGUAAAGUUUUGGGACGCCUCUGCUAUUACACUGCAGAUGCUGUACAAGCUGAAGACGUCCAAGGUGUUUGAGAAGCCCAAGGUGGGAGAGGGUCGGAUGGGCGAGCUGGUAGAGGAGGACCCCUACGCCGUUCAGAUGGUCAGCUGGUGCCCACAAAGCCGUCUCUUCUGUGUGGUGGGCAUUUCUGCCCACGUCAUCCUCUACCGGUUCAGCAAACAUGACGCCAACACACAGAUAGUGUCACUAGAGGUGCGUCUGCAGUUUGAUUCGGAGGACGUCAUUUCCCCGUCAGAGGCAGAGAACAACCCGUGUUUCUCGGACCCCAGCUCCCACUCCCCCCAGCCGCCCGGUAGCCCUGGCAGUGGCACACAGGACAGCCUCCCCUGCCUCAAGGUGAAGAAUCGUCCAGUGCGGAUGCCCCCGGGGUACCAGGCUGAGUUGGUGGUGCAGCUGCAGUGGGUGGAUGGAGAACCCCCCCAGCAGAUCACCAGCCUGGACAUCAACUCUGCCUACGGCCUCCUAGCGUUUGGGAACUGUAAUGGGCUCACGGUGGUGGACUUCCUUCAGAAGACGAUCCUGAUGUGUAUGGGCACACUGGACCUGUACGGAGCCGCAGACCCCUACCAACGACUCACACGCUCCCCACGCAAGAACAGACAGUCCACCUCAGACUUUUGCAUGCGCGGCCUGUCUCACUUUUAUUCCGAUUCAAAGAAAAGGAUCCGUACGUCCUAUCAGAGCCUUACAGAACUCUCCGAUAACCAGGUAUCCAUGGACAUGGAGAGAAGCAAGUCACCCACCUCAGAUCAUGUCAAUGGACAUUGCACUAGUCCCACCUCCCAGCCCUGCUCCGUGGGGAAGCCUCGCAUCACAGGGGUUCCCGAGGGCCCGCGGCUCACCCGGAGAGGGCCUGGCCGACCGCCCUUCCGCAAGGCCCAGUCCGCCGCUUGCAUGGAGAUCUCUUUGCCUGUUUCCUCCCACACAGAAGAAAGUAGAGAGAACUCAUUCAGUCGCUCGCGGAGCUCCAGUGUGUCCAGCAUCGAUCGCGACACCAAGGAGUCAGUGACCACGUUGCAGUUCGGAGAGUCCUGCGGCCGUAAGGGCGAUGCUCUGCCUACCGCCUGCCUGUGGGUGGGCACCAGCCUGGGCGUGGUCCUGCUCCUGCCCAUAUCCAUCCCCACAGAAGAGGAGGAGAGGAUGGAGGAGCCCAUCACCAUGGGGCCCAGUGGUACCGUCUUGAUGCUAAAAGGCUCUGUGUUGCGAUUUGCCUUCCUGGACUGUGGGGGCGCUCUCAUUCAGAGUCCCUACGAGGUGUGGCGGGACCCCAACGGUCCCGAAGACCCCGACCGGCCCCGCAGGCGCAAGCUGGUCAACUUCUCCCCGUCAUCAUCCCAGGAGGCGUGCAGUGACGGUCACCUGGCCAUUGUGUGCUCUGAGAAGCAGGCCAAGGUCAUCCUCAUGCCCACCCAGGCUGUCCUGUUCACCCACAACAUCACCGAGUCCUCCUUCCUCCUGCGGGCUGACGUUGUCUCCGUCUGCAACAGCGUCUGCCUCGCCUGCUUCUGCGCCAACGGACACAUCAUGACCCUAAGUUUGCCCAGUCUAAGACCCCUGAUGGAUAUCAACUACCUUCCCCUGACCGACUUGCGUAUCGCCCGGACCUUUGUCUUCACUAACGGAGGCCAGGCCCUGUAUCUGAGCUCUCCUACAGAGAUACAGCGCCUCACAUACAGCCAGGAGAUGACGGACAACCUACAGGACAUGCUGGGGGAGCUGUUCACUCCUAUAGAAACACCAGAGGCCCAGAACAAAGGAUUCCUCAAGGGCUUCUUCGGGGGCAAUGCCCAGACCUUCGACAGAGAGGAGCUGUUUGGGGAGGCAGCAGCGGGUAAGGCCUCUCGGAGUUUGGCCCAGCACAUCCCUGGUCCAAUGGGAUUGGAGAACAUGAAGACUGCAGCCGGCGGCGUCGUGGGGGACCUGGCCCGAGCCCGCAUCGCCCUGGACCAGAGAGGAGAGAGGCUGGGCGAGCUGGAGGAACGCACCGCCCUCAUGAUGAACAGCGCCGAGACCUUCUCCACACACGCCCACCAGGUGAUGCUGAAACAAAAGGACAAGAAAUGGUAUCAGCUUUAAAGGCAGGACAGCGGGCUGUGACUGCCCCUCCACCUGGUGGGGGGCACUAUGCUGGGACAUGGACCUUUACUCGACGGACAUGAGAGCGAUAGAGAGAGACACAAGAGGGACUUUGUAUUAAUGGGCCUCUCUGUAGGCCGUCUGUACAUCAUUGUCACAAGACUUGGACAGAGGGCAGUCACUUAUCUAGACUAUAGUGAGAUGGACACAGACCAGGAAGUAAGUUGGUACAACAGGGGAACCCAAAGUGGAUGAUGACAGUCCAUCAGUGUGUGUGGGUGGGUUACCCAGAUCUUGCUGUGUAGAUACUCUAAAGUUAAUAAUCCAACAAGACUGCAUGAAACUAAACAGAUGAAUACAAAAAAAGUUAAACUGCAAUAUUAAAAAGCAGCAUGCUACUUUAACAGAGGGAAAUAAAACAAAAUAAAACUUUUAUUUAAUAAUAUAAGCCAACAACAGAAAGUAUGAAAAAAACUUUAUAUUUUUUGAAAUAUGGAAAAAAAUAUAUAUAAAAACGAAAAUGUAUUCCUGCAUAGCUAUAAAGCCACAUUUCUUUUUUUAGCCUUUUUUAUUACUUUCAUUUGGUUUUUGAACACAUUCUGAACACACACAUAAUUUCAGUCUCAAUACUUUCUUUACACAAUACUACUACUGAUGAUACUAUUCAUAUUCCCACCAUUAGACACUGAGCUCAAACUAUAUCGUUAUCCAAGAUCUCUGUGGUGUACACACAGUGCAAAAACACAAUCUAGUUUUUCAACGUAUACCACUCCACACAUUCUGAACAACAGAAUUGUCAAUUUUACUGGCACUAAUUUCAUUCUCUUGGCUGCUACUACUGACUAUACCUGUUACCAGGAAAAAAGGUACAUUUCACCCCCCCUGCCAGAAAUGUGUGAACACAGAGAAUAUAUUGAUUAAUAAUGUGUGAACACAGAGAAUAUAUUGAUUAAUAAUGUGUGAACACAGAGAAUAUAUUGAUUAAUAAUGUGUGAACGGUCAUGGAAAUGAGUUGGCUGAGGUGCCACGGUGAUAGUAGACUGUGAGGUCUGGACUGAGUGUGUUUAUAUUUCUAAUCUGAACAUAUAUAACAUCAUGUAAUAAUUCACGUGCCAUAAAUCAAGAUGGGUGAAGCCCCUUACUGUAAACUAGCAAAGAGCUAAUACUAUGUGGUAGUAAUGAUGUGUUUGCUGUAGAUAAGAGUAGGCUAGCUGAGCCCAACUUUUCAGUAUGGCCGUUGAUAGGCGUCUGUCGCUGUAACUGAGUUUCUGGUUCUUUUGACAGAAUUGUGACACUCUUCUUUUAAUGUUUUGUUUUUGUUGUUGUUUGUUGCUUCUUCAUUGGAAUCUUCUGCUGCCUUUCUCAUAUUAUGUAUGAGUUUGUUGAGCCAGUGUGUGUCUCAAGCAAGCCCAUGUAAAGACAAAACUCUUACUCUUUCUUCUGCCAAAGCAAUUCACGAAUGAAGGUGUCAGUUGGA
This is a messenger RNA of Salvelinus namaycush (lake trout), 5005 nucleotides long. It is a transcript of the gene stxbp5l, whose product is annotated as syntaxin binding protein 5-like. NCBI's taxonomy places the organism in Eukaryota, Metazoa, Chordata, Actinopteri, Salmoniformes, Salmonidae. Gene Ontology annotation, cellular component: cytoplasm; plasma membrane; SNARE complex. The record is from RefSeq and is a predicted model, not a curated record. Gene Ontology annotation, biological process: regulation of exocytosis; regulation of protein secretion. Bases 1 to 3528 code for a protein of 1175 amino acids. Gene Ontology annotation, molecular function: syntaxin binding; myosin II binding; GTPase activator activity. The transcript has 27 exons.